Molecule: messenger RNA, 1779 nt
Organism: Trametes versicolor FP-101664 SS1
Lineage: Eukaryota; Fungi; Basidiomycota; Agaricomycetes; Polyporales; Polyporaceae
Product: oligopeptide transporter
Exons: 5
Coding region: 1-1779 (592 amino acids)
Biological process (GO): transmembrane transport; oligopeptide transport
Cellular component (GO): membrane
Molecular function (GO): dipeptide transmembrane transporter activity
Source: RefSeq, a predicted model, not a curated record
AUGGCUGGUCUGCAGGCUGAUAAAGACAUCAUCGCUGGUCUCGCGGAGGCCAAGCGCGACGAGUACGAGAAGGACAUCGACGAUUCCACCUCGGAAGGGCACGAGCCCGACGGCAUCCAUGAUGGUCUCGAGUUCCCCACCAAAGAAGAACGCCACACACUCCGACACGUCUCAGACACCAUUCCCUGGAGCGCGUACUUGAUCGCGUUCUGCGAGUUGGCAGAGCGGUUUUCCUACUACGGUUCCACCGUCGUCUUCACCAACUUCUUGCAACAACGGCUACCCCCGGGUUCAAAAACAGGCGCCGACGUAAAGCAGGCGGGUGCCCUUGGCCUUGGCCAGCGCACAUCUACCGGUAUCGGCACAUUCAACACCUUCUGGGUGUACGUUAUCCCUCUUUUCGGUGCGUACAUCGCCGACACGCGAUGGGGUCGGUUCAAGACCAUCUGCAUUGCCAUCGGUGUCGCACUCGUCGGCCACGUCCUCCUCAUCGUCUCUGCGGUCCCCGGCGUCAUCGAGCACUCACACGGCUCCCUCGCAUGCUUCAUCAUUGCGAUUAUCAUCAUGGGCGUCGGCACCGGUGGUUUCAAGGCUAACAUCUCGCCGCUCGUCGCCGAGCAGUACAAGCGGACCAAGCUCUUCAUUGGCCACACGAAGAGCGGAGAGCGCGUCAUCGUGGAUCCCUUGAUGACGACCUCCAGGAUCUAUAUGUACUUCUAUAUGUUCAUCAACAUUGGUGCGCUUGUCGGUCAGAUCUCCAUGGCUUACUCCGAGAAGUACGUUGGCUUCUGGCUCUCGUUUACUCUCCCGACGCUGGUCUUCUGUCUUUGCCCCUUCGUGUUGUACUUCGGCCGCCAUAUGUACAUCACCUCGCCUCCUCAGGGCUCCGUUCUCGGCAAGUCUCUCCGACUAUGGCGGUUCGCCGCGAAGGGCCGUUGGUCAUGGAACCCCGUACGGACUUUCCGUAACCUGAGCGCCGCGGACUUCUGGGAGAAUGUCAAGCCCAGCAACUUCAACGAGGAGACCCGCCCCACUUGGAUGACCUUUGACGACCAGUGGGUCGAUGAGGUCAAGCGCGGCUUCAAGGCUUGCAGCGUGUUCUUGUGGUAUCCCGUCUACUGGCUCACCUACAACCAGUUGAACAACAACCUGACGUCGCAGGCCGCGACGAUGGUCACGAAUGGCGUCCCCAACGACGUACUAUCCAAUCUGGACCCAUUCGCACUCAUCAUCUUCAUCCCAAUCGUCGACGUGUUCGUCUACCCCGGUUUGCGGCGCCUCGGAUUCAACUUUACGCCCGUCAAGCGCAUCGCGCUCGGCUUCUUCCUUGGUUCUGCGGCGAUGAUCUGGGCCACGGUCGUCCAACACUACAUCUACCAGCGCAACCCUUGUGGGAAGUUCGUCGCGACCUGCAAGGAUGCGGCUGGCGAGCCGCUGACGUCGGAUCUGAACGUCUGGAUCCAGACGGGCUCGUACGUGCUGCUCGCGUUCUCGGAGAUCUUCGCGUCGAUCACGGGCCUCGAGUACGCGUUCACGAAGGCCCCGAAGAACAUGCGCUCGCUCGUCAUGGGCGCAUACCUGUUUAUGCAGGCGAUUUCAGCCGCGCUCGGGGAGGCGUUUGUCGCGCUGUCGUCGGACCCGCUGCUCGUGUGGAACUACGGCGUCAUGGGCGUGCUUGCGUUCAUCGCGGGCACGAUCUUCUGGUUCCAGUACCGCGAGCUCGACGCCCGGGAGGACGAGUUGAACGACAUCACCGAGGGCCACUACGAGGAGAAGUAA